Molecule: messenger RNA, 213 nt
Organism: Colletotrichum tamarilloi
Lineage: Eukaryota; Fungi; Ascomycota; Sordariomycetes; Glomerellales; Glomerellaceae
Exons: 2
Coding region: 1-213 (70 amino acids)
Source: RefSeq, a predicted model, not a curated record
AUGGUCGAGUCCACCAUUCGUGCCGAAACCACCGACAGGAUGCACGCGGCAGCAUACGAAUGGCUCGAAGCCUCAUCAGAAGUGACCAGAUUCAUCAUCAUUGUCCAGGGUUUUCAGGUGAAGAUAAUAUUGCCGUUGGUCAAGGUCAGGCCAGACCCAGAACCCAGACCCGGCCAGUCCAGGCUCCCCGAAAAGUUGGGAACUGCCGGGUAA